This is a messenger RNA of Leptopilina heterotoma, 456 nucleotides long. RefSeq lists its product as uncharacterized. Gene Ontology annotation, biological process: detection of chemical stimulus involved in sensory perception of smell; sensory perception of smell. The transcript is spliced from 5 exons. Gene Ontology annotation, cellular component: plasma membrane. The record is from RefSeq and is a predicted model, not a curated record. Lineage: Eukaryota; Metazoa; Arthropoda; Insecta; Hymenoptera; Figitidae. Gene Ontology annotation, molecular function: olfactory receptor activity; odorant binding. Bases 1 to 417 code for a protein of 138 amino acids.
AUGGCGAUGCUAAAUCUGAGUGAUUGUUUUUCAACUGCUUAUCUUUUAGUAUUUGCACUCAGUGUUGUAGACUUAAGUAUCACAGGAGUUCAGUAUGUUCUAAGUGCUAAGAACCCCGAGGCUGGUCUAAGAUUUGGAGUGUACGCUGCAUGUCAAGUGUUUCAUAUUUUCCUUUUAACUUUACCAACUCAGCAUUUACUGGAUAACAGUAUUAACUUUUCGAGCUGCAUAUAUCAGUCAAAUUGGUAUUCUUUAUCAAGUGAAACAAAAAAACUAUUACUCAUUAUAAUGGAAAGAGGAGUUAGACCUACUACAUUUGUCGUUGGAAGAAUAUUUAUACUUUCUUUUCAAUUUUUUACAAGGAUUCUCCAAACAUCAAUGUCUUACUUUACUGUAUUAAUGUCUGUCCGAGAAUAAAAUUGGAUUUCUAUGAGAUGCUGAAUGAAAUAUUCAAAC